AUGGAAAAAUGGCCUUUUGGUUAUCAAUGUGCAAACUAUUUCGUGCCAGAAAUAGUAAAUGGUUUUCUUUCAAUGAUUCAAGAGAAUGAACUAUUAAUUCUAGAAGAAUUUAUCAAUACAUUACAAUUACUCAAGAAUUAUUCAACCUACUGUGUACAUUCAUUUGCACUUGUGGGGAUGCUUUUUAAUCAAUAUAGCAAACAAUAUGGUAUUAAUCUUGACAUAUGUAGAAUUUCUGAAGACAUUUAUGAAUGCACUAAUGGCCACAAAGGUCUUGUUGGCGCUUGUUGCAAGGCGAUAGAAACAGAAGUAAUGAUGGGUAAAAAUGAGCUAUCAUUUGAUCAAUGGAUGAAGUAUUCAUCAACAAGAUUAAUAAAGUUUAUCAAGAAGCUUAGAGCUUACAAAUCCAUUGUUCGAGUUAUUAAGAAUCUUUUAUCGAAACCAAUGGACAUUAUUAGCAUUUGUAAUAAUGAAGAUGGCGAAAUAUAUCGACUUUUCGCGGAAGGAAUCAUUGUUUCUAAGUCUGUAAAUGAAGAUUACAUAGAAAUGGAGUUUUCGUCACUGAUUCUCCAAAGUAUAAUACUCUCCAUGAUAUGUGGCCCUGAUAUUGAUAUAACAAACCCACCACAAACUAUAAAUAAAAUUGACAUUAAUUGGUUAUUAGAAAACACUAUCGAA
Messenger RNA from Racocetra persica, 678 nucleotides. The record is from the annotation of a GenBank genome assembly. NCBI's taxonomy places the organism in Eukaryota, Fungi, Glomeromycota, Glomeromycetes, Diversisporales, Gigasporaceae.